Messenger RNA from Perognathus longimembris pacificus (Pacific pocket mouse), 2842 nucleotides. It is a transcript of the gene Wfs1, whose product is annotated as wolframin ER transmembrane glycoprotein. Gene Ontology annotation, molecular function: protein binding. Lineage: Eukaryota; Metazoa; Chordata; Mammalia; Rodentia; Heteromyidae. The record is from RefSeq and is a predicted model, not a curated record. Gene Ontology annotation, biological process: calcium ion homeostasis; endoplasmic reticulum unfolded protein response. Gene Ontology annotation, cellular component: endoplasmic reticulum; endoplasmic reticulum membrane.
CGCAGGUGGUCCCGGGACAGCGCUGGGGCCGGGGCGGGACCCGGGGGGCGCGCGCGCCGCCCGCCGCGGGCCUCAGUUUCCCCUUCCAAUCUGAGAAGUGACCGGGCCCGAAGUCCUCCGCAGCAUGGCCUCCGGCACCCCGCCUCUGAGCCCCUCUGAGCCUCCGCCGGCCCCCCAGCAGCCCCAGGCUCGGGCCCGGCUCAACGCCACCGCCUCCUUGGAGCAGGAGGGGGACGAAGCACCCCGGGCCGGCGCCGGCUCCGGACCGGGCACUGGAGAAGCCUCCGCGCCCACCGUGCCCACCGCACCCCGCAGCCCUCAGGCCAGAAGUGGAGAAGCCGCGGAGGGAGCCGGGCCUGGGAAGGGAGACAUGGAAAUCCCGUUUGAGCACCUCCUGGAGAAGGCCAAGGCCGGGGACCCCAAGGCGCAGACGGAGGUGGCCAAACACUACCUGCGGCUGGCCAGCCGCGCGGACGAGGAGCUCAACAGCUGCAGCGCGGUGGACUGGCUCCUCCUGGCGGCCAAGCAGGGCCGGCGCGAGGCCGUCAAGCUGCUGCGCCGCUGCCUGGCGGACAGGAAAGGCAUCACUUCGGAGAACGAGGCGGAGGUGAAGCAGCUGUCCUCGGAGACGGACCUGGAGCGCGCCGUGCGCAAGGCCGCGCUGGUCAUGUACUGGAAGCUCAACCCCAAGAAGAAGAAGCAGGUGGCCGUGUCGGAGCUGCUGGAGAACGUGGGCCAGGUCAACGCGCAAGAUGGAGGGGCCCAGCCGGGGCCCGUCCCCAAGUCCCUGCAGAGACAGCGGCGGAUGCUGGAGCGCCUGGUCAGCAGCGAGUCCAAGAACUACAUCGCCCUGGACGACUUCGUGGAGAUCACCAAGAAGUACGCCAGGGGCAUCAUCCCCACCAACCUGUUCCUCCAGGACGACGAGGACGAGGACGACGAGCUGGCCGGCAAGAGCCCCGAGGACCUGCCGCUGCGCCGGAAGGUGAUGAAGUACCCCCUGCACGCCAUCAUGGAGAUCAAGGAGUACCUGAUCGAGCUGGCGUCCAAGGCGGGGAUGCACUGGCUGUCCACCAUCGUGCCCACCCACCACAUCAACGCGCUGGUCUUCUUCUUCAUCAUCAGCAACCUGACGGUCGACUUCUUCGCCUUCUUCAUCCCCCUGGUGGUCUUCUACCUGUCCUUCGUGUCCAUGGUGAUCUGCACGCUCAAGGUCUUCCAGGACAGCAAGGCCUGGGAGAACUUCCGCUCGCUCACCGAGCUGCUGCUGCGCUUCGAGCCCAACCUGGACGUGGAGCAGGCCGAGGUGAACUUCGGCUGGAACCACCUGGAGCCCUACGCCCACUUCCUGCUCUCGGUCGCCUUCGUCAUCUUCUCCUUCCCCCUGGCCAGCAAGGACUGCAUCCCCUGCUCGGAGCUGGCCGUGGUCGCCGUCUUCUUCACCGUCACCAGCUACAUGAGCCUGAGCAGCUGCGCCGAGCCCCACGCGCGGCGGGCCCUGCUCACCGAGGUGGCCGCCGGGCUGCUGUCCCUGCUGCCCUCCGUGCCCGCCGACGGGCACUUCCUGAAGGCGCUGGGCCGGCCCCUCUGCACCGUGCCCGUGGGCCGCCUGGUGGUCCUGAACGUCAGCGUGCCCCUGCUCCUCUACGUCUACCUGCUGUACCUCCUCUUCCGCAUGGCGCAGCUGCGCGGCUUCAAGGGCACCUACUGCUACCUCGUGCCCUACCUGGUGUGCUUCAUGUGGUGCGAGCUGGCCGUGGUCCUCCUGCUCGAGUCCAGCGGCCUGGGCCUGGUCCGCGCGUCCGUCGGCUACCUGCUCUUCCUGUUCGCGCUGCCCGUGCUGGUGGCGGGCCUCACGCUCGUGGGCGCGGUGCAGGCGGCCCGGUGGCUCGUGUCCCUGGACCCGGGCACGGUGGUGGCGAGCGCGGCCCUGUGCUCCGUGCCCCUGCUGCUGCGCGGCUGGAGCCGGGCCGGCGCGUCGGCGGGCGUGGCCCGCUCGCUGUCGCGCAGCUCCGUGGUGAAGCUCAUCCUGGUGUGGCUGUCGGCCGUCGUGCUCUUCUGCUGGUUCUACGUGUACCGCUCGGAGGGCAUGAAGGUGUACAACUCCACGCUGAGCUGGCCGCAGUACAGCUUCCUGUGCGGCCCGCGGGCCUGGAAGGAGACCAACAUGGCGCGCACGCAGAUCCUCUGCAGCCACCUGGAGGGCCACCGGGUCACGUGGACGGGCCGCUUCAAGUACGUGCGGGUGACCGACAUCGACAACAGCGCCGAGUCGGCCAUCAACAUGCUGCCCUUCUUCGUGGGCGACUGGAUGCGCUGCCUGUACGGCGAGGCCUACCCGGCGUGCGGCCCCGGCCCCGCGCCCACGGCCGAGCGCGAGCUCUGCCGCCUCAAGCAGCUGGCCAAGCACCCCUGCCACAUCAAGAGGUUCGACCGCUACAAGUUCGAGAUCACGGUGGGCAUGCCGCUGGGGGGCGGCCCCGACGGCCCCCGCGGCCCCGAGGACGACGACGUCACCAAGGACAUCGUGCUGCGCGCCAGCAGCGAGUUCAAGGACGUGCUGCUGGGCCUGCGGCACGGCAGCCUCAUCGAGUUCAGCACCAUCCUGGAGGGCCGCCUGGGCAGCAAGUGGCCGGUGUUCGAGCUCAAGGCCAUCGGCUGCCUGGACGGCCCGGCGCGCCCCGCGCCCGCCCGGCGCCACGUCAAGGUGGAGCGGGACUGGCGCGGCGCCGUGCACGGAGCCCUCGCCUUCGCCUUCGACUUCUUCUUCUUCCCCUUCCUGUCGGCCGCGUGAGGGAGGAGACCGCGCGCCGCUUCCGCCCGCCCCCGGGAGCACUUUGGG